This is a messenger RNA of Loxodonta africana (African savanna elephant), 5246 nucleotides long. RefSeq names its product ladybird homeobox 2 (gene LBX2). NCBI's taxonomy places the organism in Eukaryota, Metazoa, Chordata, Mammalia, Proboscidea, Elephantidae. The transcript has 2 exons. The record is from RefSeq and is a predicted model, not a curated record. Gene Ontology annotation, molecular function: DNA-binding transcription factor activity, RNA polymerase II-specific; sequence-specific double-stranded DNA binding. The coding region runs from base 76 to 660 and encodes 194 amino acids. Gene Ontology annotation, cellular component: nucleus. Gene Ontology annotation, biological process: regulation of transcription by RNA polymerase II.
GUGCAGCACACUGGGGCGCAGGAGGCUGCGGAGCCGAGCGCAGCGGGCCCCUGGACCGCCACAGCCCUGCCCGCCAUGAGUUCUAGAACCGAACCCCGAGUACCCCGGACACCUUUCAGCAUCGCUGACAUCCUAGGCCCGCGCAUGGUCCCCCGGACACCACUGGCGUCGCAGCUCCCAGAGUCGGGUCCUGGUCCCACAUCGCCGCUGUGCGCGCUGGAGGAGCUGACGAGUAAAACUUUCCGCGGACUCGACGGAAGCGUCCCGCAACCUUCUGAAGGCCGCCCCGCUCCGGGCGCGCUGAGCCCGGGCCCAGUGGGCCGCAAACGGCGCAAGUCACGCACGGCGUUCACGGCGCAGCAGGUGCUGGAGCUGGAGCGGCGCUUCGUCUUCCAGAAGUACCUGGCGCCGUCCGAGCGCGACGGGCUGGCUGCGCGACUGGGCCUGGCAAACGCGCAGGUCGUCACGUGGUUCCAGAACCGGCGCGCCAAGCUCAAGCGCGACCUGGAGGAGAUGCGCGCCGACGUGGCCUCCCUGCGCGCGCUGUCCCCGGGAAUCGUGCACCUCUUCACGCUGCGGGACGGUGCCCCAAGCCCCGGCCCGGCCCCUCCUGACCCCGGACCACACCUGUCUGAUGAGGAGGUACAGGUGGACAAUUGAAGGCAAAGCUGCCGCGAGCCCUAGGCUCUGGGACCCCGGACUCCUCUUCGCUGCGCUCCGCGUCAUGUCUGCGCUCUGGGGUGAGGGGAAGGGGGUCGCCCUCGGCCUCCUCCGGCCUCAGUCCAGGCGCUGGCCUUCACCAGUUGUUGAGAAUAAAGCCGAGACUCUGCCGCACGUUGCCUCGGUCCCGGCGCCCGAAGCCAGUAAAAGCAAAACCUGGUGAUUAUUGUGGGAAAGUCCGCGUUUGACACGAUGCCAAACACUUUAAACGCGAUGAUUUGCUUAACCCUCGUGAACAAAACCAAACCCGUUGUUGGGGAGUCGAUUCCGACUCAUUGGUGGCCCUGUAGAACAGAGCAGAACUAAGGCUGUAAAUCUUUAGGGGAGCAGACUGCCACAUCUUCCUCACCGCCCAGCGGCUGCUGGGUUGAAACCACCGGGAGGCUAGAAGCCAAGCUCUUAACCACUGCCCCUCCAGGGCUCCUUCUUAACCCUCAUAGCAACCCUAUAAGGAAGGUGAUAUAAUUAUGCCCAUUUUGCAAAGGAACAACUCUGAGGUCAGGAUUUGAACCCAGGCGUCCAGCCCAGCCAGCCUUCAGAGACGGUGCUUGUCAGCUCUCUACUUAGGAGAUGGAGACGUACUGUCGAGGGAAGGAAGGUGGAACUCUGGUUGUUCCUGCGGGCGACCUCUCCACUUUGGUCACAAAACUCCACCGGGCCUUUGAUCCGCCUCCGCUUGGGAUACCUCCUGCAUAACCUCAGGGCCUGUCCUGGAGCGGCGCCUCACGCCUCUUUUCUCCUUGCCCCACCUUUGUCUAUUUAUUAACGGGAGUCCGGACCCUUCUCCCCGCUCCGCCGAAAGGACCCUACGCUGAGACACAAGCAGAAUGAUAGGCACACCCCUCCUUCAGGUACCUCCUGGACCUCCGCGCCUGGGUCACAAAUGUUCCCACCAUUAUGGUGGAGACAGCGGGAGAGUGGAAAGGCCCGACCUGUUUAGGCGGAGCUUGGAGUAGCAACCUUGCUGGUGGAGACACCAGCCUAGCUCCACAGGCAGACACUUCUGAGAUUCAUUUAUUCCACUGGUGAUUAAUCACCCUCCUACCAUGUGAUUGGGGCCCUGGUGGCGCAGUGGUUAAGAGAUCAGGCUGCUAACCAAAAGGCUGGUAGUUUGAAUCCUCCACCCGCUCCUUGGUAACCCUAUGAGGCUAUUCUACUCUGUUCUAUCCAGUUGGUAUAGAGAUGCUAUGAGUUGGAAUCCACACCAGGGUCAACUUUUUUUUUUUUUUUUUUACAGUGUUAAUGAGGAGGGAAGAGAACACUAGGUAGCUACAGGAUGCUGUCUUCCCUCAUUCCUGGCUGUCCUGUGAGCCUUCAGGAGACAGUGCUGAGGCUGGGUCUGCUUCCCACUUUCCCUUUCAGUCCAGUCUGCCCUCCUCAAACCUUGCCUGCCUCUGCUCACUUCUCUCUUUUAUAUCCCAAAGGAAAUUGGCUCAAGACACAAUCCAGUCUUGUAGAUGGAGUCCUGCCUCAUUAGCAUAACUGCCCCCAACCCCACCUCAUUAACAUCAUAGAGGUAGGAUUUACAGCAUUCAUGAAAGUCAUAUCAGAUGACAAAAUGGUGGACAAUCAUGCAAUACUGGGAAUCAUGGCCUGGCCAAAUUAAUACACAUUUUUGGGAAGGGACACAAUUCAAUCCAUAACACCCAUCUCUCUCUGCUUGCUCGCCUGCUUAUUUAAUCUCUUUUACAUCUUAAAGAGAUUGACUCAAGACAUACCCUACACUAAUCCUGCCUCAUUAACAUAACAGAGACAGCUCGUUCCCAAAAGGGUUUAUAACCAAAGGCAUAAAGGUUAGGAUUUAUAACACAUAUUUUGGGGGGACACAAUCCAUGACAAUGUCCUUCUCCAGGGACUGGUCCCUCCUGAUAACAUGUCCAAAGUACGUGAGAUGAAGUCUCACCAUCGUUGCUUCUAAGGAGCAUUCUGGCUGUACUUCUUCUAAAACAGAUUAGUUCCUUCUUCUGGCAGUCCGUGGUAUAUUCAAAAUUCUUCACCAACACCGUAAUUCAAAGGCGUCAAUUCUUCUUAGGUCUUCGUUAUUCAUUGUUCAGUUUUCUCGUGCAUAUGAGGCGAUUGAAAAUACCACCGUUUGUGUCAGGUGCACCUUAGUCCUCAAGGUGAAAUCUUUGUUUUUAAGACUUGAAAGAGGUCUUUAGCAGAAGAUUUGUCCAAUGCAAUGUGUCUUUUGAUUUCUUGACUGCUGGUUGCAUGGGCAUUGAUUGUGGAUUCAAGUAAAAUGAAAUCCUUAAAUCUUUUCCCCGUUUUUCCUGACUUUGCUUAUUGGUCCAGUUGUGAGGAUUUUUGUUUUCUUUAUGUUAAUGUAAUCCAAACUGUCUUUUGAUUUUCAUCAGUAAGUGCUUCAAGUCCUCUUUGCUUUCAGCAAGCAAUGUUGUGUCAUCUGCGUAUCUCAGGUUGUUAAUGAGUCUUUCUCCAAUUCUGAUGCCACAUGCUUCUUCAUGUAGUCCAGCUUCUUGGAUUAUUUGUUCACCAUACGGCUUGAACAAGUAUGGUAAAAGGAUAUAACCACCACUUUUUUUUUUUUUUUGUCUGUCAGUUUGUCAUACUGUGGUGGCUUUCGUGUUGCUGUGAUGCUGGAAGCUAUGCCACUGGUAUUACAAAUACCAGCAGAGUUAUCCAUGGUGGACUGGUUUCAGCGCAGCUUCCAGAGUAAGACUGGGAAGAAGGGCCUGGCUAUCUACUUCUGAAAAAAUUGGCCGGUGAAAACCUUAUGGCUAGCAGACCUCUCAUGGAGUUACACAACUAUCUCUCCUCUGCCCUAACUCCCAAUCAGGUAUAAGCAAAGAAUUCCUAAAGUAUGUACUUCUAGUUAGAAAGAUAGAGUUCAGUCAAGUUCAUUGGCUUCGAGCCAUAACCCCCACCCACUUGAGGUUUCCAGAAUUCUAACCCAGCACUACCUUUUUUUAAAAAACAUUUUAUUGUUUUCAGUGAAAGUUUACACAGCAAAUUAGGUUCCUGUUUGACAAUUUCUACACAAGUUGUUCAGUGACAUUAGUUAAUUUUUCACAGUGUGUUAGCAUUCUCAUUAGUUGUGUUCUGUUUGUUCUAUUUCCAGUACUCUAAUUUCCCUGCUCCCUUGUCUUCUCGUCUUUGCUUUAGAGUAGUUGUUGUUGGCCUUUUGGCCUCAUAGAUGAUUUUUUAAUGGAGCCCUGUACUAAUGAGUAAUAUCCUUUGUGUUCCAAUCCAUUAUUUCACUGAAACGUGACCUCAGGUGAUAGUUUCAGUUCAAGGUUUAAACAGUAUCUUAGGGUGAUAGUCUCAGGGAGUCUUCUAGUCUCAACUGGUCCAGUAAGUCUGGACUUCUUAAGAAUUUGAGUUCUGUGUUUUUCUCCCGUUCUAUCCAGGUCCAUCUAUUGUGACCCUGAUCAGAACGGUCGGUAGUGGUAGCUGGGCACCAUCUAGUUCUUCCGGUAUCAGGGCAGCACUGCUGCCUCUUGUAAUGAAUCCUUGGAUAAACAAAACUUAAACCUAUUCAACCAAAACGGCCUCUGAUUGGGUGUCUUCUGUUAGAUCCUAGAGUAGUAGUUCUCAAAUGUUAGGGUGCAUCAGAAUCACCUGGAGGGCUCAUUAAAACACAGUUUGCUGGGCUCCACUUUCUGAUUUAGAGGGUCUGGCGUGGGGUCUGAGAAUUUGUAACAGGUUCCUGGGUUAUGCUGAUGCUGUUGAUCCAGGGACCCCACUUUGAGAACCACAGUCUAGGACCUCUGUAUUUUGUGAAUUUAAGCAGCAAUUCACUCAUAUCCCUGUCUUCCCACUGUGGGAAUAAUGAAUACGGAUGAUAGUUGCACAUAAAAAUAAGUUUAUUUAGCACCCGCUAUGUACCAGAUACUUGGUAGGGGCUAUCUCACAUUUUCAAUCCUCACAACAGCCCUGUGAGGUAGGGAUUGCCCCCCAUUUUACAGGCGAGGGAAAAGAAGCUCACAUGUUAAAAGACCUGCCCAAGGUGACCCAGGUAGUAAAUGGCAGACUCCAAAGCUGGUGUUUAUCCUGCCACACAGUAUUUAAAAGGCCUGCACCAUAAAACAAUAAAUAAAGGAGGUAUUUCACCACCUCUUAUACCUUUUUUAUCUCCAGAUGUGAAUAGUGUUGAGCAAGACCCACAGGGCAGCAAGAAUCAUUUAUCCUAGCGAAUGGCCUUUUCGGGAAAGGCAUUCUGGCAGGGCUUAAAAGUCCCUGCAGAGCCACAUGUAAACAAGCUAGAAGUCCCAGGCUGGGUAAGGAAGAAACCAGCCAAGGGCAGCUGCCAGGAUCUCAGAGGAGAAACCAAAAGAAGACCAGGAUUCUUACACAGGACAUGGAGAAUUAUACCCUUCUCUGGGGCAGUGGUCCUUGGUAGAAAACCCAGAAGUAACUUCACAUGGGGGAGGUCUACAGGGCAGUCACAAUGCCCAGUGCAUUUCCCCAAUGGAGGAGGGGAGUGGCAGAGGUAGCAGCAGCCCAGGCACCUGUGGAGACCCCUUUCUGUGGGGCGAGCCAGCAGUGGGGAAUGUCAUCUAUGGGCUCUG